Messenger RNA from Monascus purpureus, 1127 nucleotides. The record is from the annotation of a GenBank genome assembly. NCBI's taxonomy places the organism in Eukaryota, Fungi, Ascomycota, Eurotiomycetes, Eurotiales, Aspergillaceae.
UGAAGCGCUCCAAUUUAACUUUCCAGUCUCUGGACAUCCAGAGUGUUGGUAUAUCUAUCGAUCAGCGAAAAUGAAUGCCCAUAUAUCCGUUCCUCGUCAGCAUGCCGGCCCUUCUACCUUUGGCGGCACCACGCCAGCAAGCCGCAGGUCCAGUAUACGGAUGCCGCGAUUCUUCAAGAGACUAUUCAAAUUCCCCCAGAUGGACUUCGAAAUGGCUAUUUGGGAAAUGACAUCACUGUUGGUAGCCCCCAAGAAAGUCUUUAAAUCGAUAUACUAUCAUAAACAAACUAAAAAUACAUGGCACCGUCCCGAUCCCUCGUUCACCUAUCUACUCUCCUUCUUUCUACUUCUCACCGCCCUUGCAUGGGGACUAGCAUAUACACCGUCCUUCGGCGCUAUAGUUCGCCUUUCUUUCCUCUUUAUCUUCAUACAUUUUAUAGGAUCGUCGCUCUUGAUCUCCACGCUGGCAUACUUCGUCAUAGGAAGACUAUUCGGCCCCAAUGGUGCCGCUGCAUCCCUGACGGGGCUACGAGGCUCCAGGGCCCGCAGAAGAGGCGCGGCUCAGGGCUUGUUCGUUCAACCUGGAGAGAAGGACCAAUUGGAAUUUGGGUAUUGUUUUGAUGUUUCAAAUCGGGCCUUCUUCCCGCUCUAUCUGCACCUAUAUGUUGUCCAAUUCCUUCUCCUGCCUGUUCUCACCCGCAAUCCGAGCAAUUUCCUGGCUACCUUCCUGGGAAAUACCCUUUAUCUCUCUGCUUUCACCUAUUACACAUAUAUCACAUUCUUGGGAUAUAAUGCCCUUCCCUUUUUACAUAAUACUGAGCUGCUUUUGAUCCCUAUUCUUGCUUUCGCUGUGCUGUGGUUGGUCAGUCUGAUUGCAGGAUGGGGUAUCGUCAUGCAUGGCCAUAGUGUGGAAGGACUGUUCUGGGGCGUAUAGUGCAUUGACAUAGGCACUUUUUUUUCUCCAUGAUAUAUUCGGUACAGAGCACGAGCGCUACUCGUUUGUAUUUGUUUCUUUCUUUUUUCCCCUCUAUAUUGCGUUUGGUUUCAUUCUCCAUUUGCUCUUUUCUUUGCAUCGCGUUUGGUCUAUUCAGGCAGCACAAAUACAAUUUAAAAGAACAUAUCUCAGA